AUGACUACUGCUGCUACUGCUAGUGAUUCUGCUACGCUGCCAACAACCAAAUCAUCUUUGGAUACUUUUGGUACAGCUCAACAAAUUCUUAAUGCUUUAAGAAUAUUUAAUCAAUAUGAAGAGCAUCAUAUCUAUAAUAUAUUUUUAUCUACGGAUUCUACUAAGGAAGAACUUGAUAAUUUAAAACUUUUACUUUAUCCAUAUCAAGUGUAUACCUAUGAACCAAAUGAAUUAGAAUGGAUGUUAUAUGGUCCUGGUGGUGUAGCAAUUAUUGAUCAAUGGAUAUGUGCACAUGCAAGAUAUUUCAUUGGUACAAGUUUAUCAACGUUUACAUUUCGUAUUGUUGAAGAAAGAACAAUAAUGGGAUUUUCAGCGAACACCACAUUGAAUUGUUUAUGCUCAAAUGGUAUUUUACAAUUGUAUAGAUCGAAUCAAGUAAUGCAUGAAGAGUUGUCAGCUACUUCUUCCUCCCUCUCCCCCUCCUCAUCCGCUUCCUCCUCUUCGUCUUCGUUUUCUAAUUGUGAAGGCUUAACAGAAUGGCCAGUUAUCUACGAGAAAGAGUAUACUGUGUCAUCGACACAAUCUCCAGCAUCAACCGAGGAUGAAAUGCAUUUAUUAUAUAAUAAUAAGAGGAGGAAUAAAGAAGAAUUGUGA
Trichobilharzia regenti is the source of this 654-nucleotide messenger RNA. The record is from the annotation of a GenBank genome assembly. NCBI's taxonomy places the organism in Eukaryota, Metazoa, Platyhelminthes, Trematoda, Strigeidida, Schistosomatidae.